Molecule: messenger RNA, 1892 nt
Organism: Phoenix dactylifera (date palm)
Lineage: Eukaryota; Viridiplantae; Streptophyta; Magnoliopsida; Arecales; Arecaceae
Product: aspartic proteinase NANA, chloroplast-like
Biological process (GO): proteolysis
Molecular function (GO): aspartic-type endopeptidase activity
Source: RefSeq, a predicted model, not a curated record
UAAAUUGGAAGGUGAAACCUGAUAGAACGCUUGCAAGCCACGAAGAGAAGAGGAGGAGGAGGAGGAGAUGAAGAAGAGAGGAAGACGGGGGGAAGAGAGAAUGAAAUUUUCGCAGCAAUAUUCCCAUUCCAUCAUCCCUUAUCCACCUCUACGUCUCUAAACCCUCCUCUUCGAUUGCCUCUCUAUCCCCCGACAAAUGCCUCCAUUCCUCCUCCUUCUCUCCCUCCUUAUUGGCUUCGAUGUCUUCCUGGCCGCGCCGGCGUCCACCGAACCCCGCUCCGCCUCCCUCCGCAUCCCUCUCCACCGCCGCCCGCCGCCCCUUGCCGCCGUGACCCGCCUCGACUACGUCAGGGACCUCGUCAAGAGCGACCACCUCCGGCAGCGGAUGAUCGCCGGCACCAUCGGGCGCCGCCGCCACCGGCAGCCGCGGAGGGCUUGCGAGAACGCCACCUCGGCGGCGGACUCCUUCGCAAUGCCGCUGUCCUCCGGCGCGUACACCCACACGGGGCAGUACUUCGUCCGUUUCCGGCUCGGCACGCCGGCGCAGAGAUUCGUGCUGGUCGCCGACACCGGCAGCGACCUCACGUGGGUCAAGUGCCGCUUCGGCCCGCGCAAAUGCCGGCGCUGCGGCGGCGGGCGAGUUUUCCUCCCGGAGAAGUCCGUGUCGUUUGAUCCGAUCCGGUGCUCGUCGGCCAUGUGCAAGACCUCCCUCCCCUUCUCGCUCACCACGUGCCCUUCCCCGGCGAGCCCCUGCGCUUACGAUUACGGGUACUCGGACGGAUCGACGGCGCAGGGCAUCUUCGCGAAUGAAUCGGCGACGGUGAUGCUAUCCAACGGCCAGAAGGCGAAGCUGAAGGGACUGGUCAUCGGGUGCACGUCCUCGUUCGCCGGAUCGAGCUUCCGCUCGUCGGACGGCGUGUUGGGGCUGGGGCACAGCGGUAUCUCGUUUGCGUCGCGGGCCGCCGCACCGUUCGGCGGGAAGUUCUCUUAUUGCCUGGUCGACCACCUUAGCCCCAAGAAUGUCUCGAGCUAUCUCACCUUCGGCCCCAACGGCGCUCUCGUCCCCUACGCGGCGCGCCAAACCGAGCUCCUCAUGGAGCCGUGGCUCGAGCCGUACUACUCCGUCAGGGUCUCCGGCAUCUCCGUCGACGGCGAGGCGCUAAAGAUCCCGAUGACCGUCUGGGACGUCGAGAAAGGGGGAGGGGCGAUACUGGACUCCGGCACGAGCUUGACGGUGCUAGCCAAGCCGGCCUACGAGGCCGUGGUGUCGGCUCUAAGCCGGCGGCUCGCAGGGGUGCCGAGGGUGGGCGUGGAGCAGUUCGAGUACUGUUACAAUUGGACGGCUGCCAUCCCGGAAAUGCCGGUGCCCAAGUUGGUGGUCCAUUUCCACGGCUCGGCUCGGCUCGAGCCGCCGGCUAAGAGCUACGUGAUCGACGUGGCAGACGGCGUGAAGUGCAUCGGCUUCACGCCGGCGCCGUGGCCAGGCGUUUCCACGAUAGGGAAUAUCCUUCAGCAGGAGCACCUGUGGGAGUUCGAUAUAAAGAAUCGACGGCUGAGAUUUCAACGAUCCACGUGCGCUCCCUAUUGAUCAGAUGGAAAUCAGCUUCCUCCUCCCCCUGUGGAUUUAAAUUUCCUGUCCUCUUUGUCGACAUAAAUUACGUAUGUGUGAUGUAUCAAUAAGAUGGGAUGUAGAGAUUAGUUUGUGAUUGUGAAUGAUUAGGCGUGGGGUCUACGAUUAGGCUCUCAGGAGACAAUCUGCUGUGGUAUAAACCGCCCGUGAUCUGAUAAGGAUGGGCGCACCGAAAGGCAUGUGUUGUAAUGGUGAUCCACAGUUGAAGGCAAGCAUGUCUUAAACAUCUAUAAACAUCUAAGACCAUGGGAGCUUUUGUUUU